GAGAAAUUGAGGAUUAAGCAAAUAUUUUUUGAAGUAACCAUUAGUUAUAGAUUAUAGAUGUGGUAAUGAUGACUGCGCCUAAUUAGCUUUUACAACCAGGAUUGGAAGAAAGCGUAGGAAGUAGAGAGCGUAUUUGAGUUUUGGCUUGUAUGGUUUGGUUAGAGAAGAAGUAAAACAUUUUGGUUCAUGACAAGACAAGAGUGAAGAUGAACAAGUGUUAAGAAAAGGUGAAGAGCAAAGAAAAAUGAAAAAACAAAUAGGCUCAGUGUGCAAGGGACUGCCAUGUGGGGAGAAGGAAUAUCUAGAAAUGGGCUAAAUAAAGCAAAGAGAAACAGAAACCGAGUUAAAUUCUCCCUAUUUUCUUUGGUUGCCAUCUUCCUCUCUUUCACACAAAAAGACUCCAGGCCUCCCUAGGAAUUACAAUCAUCUCUCCUUCUCCAAACCCUUCAAUCGUAACAAGACAAAGGGUUAGGGAGAGAAGAGAAAAAUGUGAAUAUUUUGCUAUAUAUAUAUAUAUAUAAAGAAGAAAACAAAGCAGAGGACCAACAGAAUUCGAUGCGAUUCUCAGUCCAACAUCCUUUGAACAUUAUAAUGAUAUGGAUGUUGCUGAUGUUUGCUUCAUGUUUCUCCCCUUCCUCCUCUGCUCUUCUAUCCUUCGGAUCCCGCCUUAAGUGUGGAACUAACAACGAAACCUCCCAGAGAUUCGUUAGGAGUGUUGACAAAGUGAUGGGAGCUUUGUCCAAAUUAAUUGCUGCUCAGGGCUGGGGAACCUUCUCUGAUGUGGAUCCACCCUUCACUGUCUUUGGAUUAGGCCAAUGCUAUCAACAUGUCAACGGAAAAGGUUGUAAACUCUGUUUCAACACAGCCAAAGAAGAACUUAGAAGGUGCGUCCCGGCCACAUCGGGACGAAUCUUUCUUGAUUGGUGCUUUCAACGUUUCGAUAAUUAUAUGUUCUACAAUGAAGGGGUUGAUGCCAAAUAUGAUCACCUAAUCUGUGGCUCGCCUGCAGGUGUUUAUCAACAAGAGUUUCAAAGGGAAUUGGAUCAAGUGAUCAGGAAAGUAACCAAUACAGCGUUGGAGAACAAUGGAUAUGCGGCAAAGGCGGCCAAAGGAGGGGUGACCACCGUUUACGCAUUGGCGCAAUGUUGGAGGGCAAUUGAUCUAGAGACUUGCAGCGAGUGUUUGAGGCAUGCAGCCUCGGGGUUGAGGAAGUGUCCCCCUGGGGCUGAGGGCAAGGCUAUGUUUUCUGGGUGUUAUAUGAGGUAUUCCACCCAUAGGUUUUUUGGCCCAGAAGCUGAAACAGAGGACAAUAAGGGGUUUAGUCCUUGGGUCAUCAUAGGAUUGGCGUCAGCAGGAGUUGCAUGCGCCGUGCUUGGUGCUAUUGGUACUUAUAUAAGCUAUAAGAGAUUCUCCAAGAAGAAAGGGCUAGAUGACAUUCCAGCAACUCGAAACAAUACUAGUUUAAAUUACAUGUAUGGAACGCUUGAAAAGGCGACUGAUCAUUUUGAUGAAUCAAGGAAAUUAGGACAAGGAGGAGCAGGUACUGUGUUCAAGGGAAUUCUCCCUGAUGGUAAAGUUGUUGCAGUUAAAAGGUUGUUCUUCAAUACCCGGCAGUGGGUGGACCAGUUCUUUAACGAAGUCAAUUUGAUCAGUGGAAUUCAGCACAAGAACCUUGUAAGCCUUUUAGGUUGCAGCAUUGAAGGUCCCGAGAGCCUUCUAGUUUAUGAAUAUGUACCAAAUAGGAGCCUAGAUCAAAUCCUGUUUGUUAAGAACACAAUAAACAUUCUAAGCUGGUCACAUCGGUUCAACAUCAUAUGUGGAACAGCUGAAGGGCUGGCAUAUCUUCAUGGGGGUUCUGGAGUAAAAAUCAUUCAUAGAGACAUAAAAUCCAGCAACAUUCUCCUUGAUGAGAAUCUCAAUCCAAAGAUUGCUGAUUUUGGACUUGCUUGUUGUGUUGCUUCAGAUAAAUCCCAUGUUAGCACUGCAAUUGCUGGAACAUUAGGAUACAUGGCUCCUGAAUAUCUGGUUCGAGGACAACUGACAGAGAAGGCAGAUGUUUAUGCAUUUGGGGUGCUAAUGCUUGAGAUUGCCACUGGUAGGAAAAACAAUGUUUUCUGUGAGCGUUCAAGUUCUACUUUGUACUUGGUGUGGAAGCAAUAUAAGGCAGAAAGUAUUACACAAGCUAUCGACUCUACCUUAAAGGGCAGAUUUGAUGAGAGGGAGGCAUCGAUUGUGCUUCGAGUUGGGCUGCUGUGCACCCAGUCAUCAGUUGCACUAAGACCAACCAUGUCUGAAGUAGCUCAAAUGUUAACUGAUAGACGUUGUGUGAUUCCCUCCCCGAAACAGCCUCCCUUCUUGAACGCUAGUGUGCUAAGUCCUGAAGACACAAUGACUAGUUCUUUUAUGGUCGGCUCUUCAGCUUUAAAUGACCCAAGAACUCAAAAGCCUGGCACCUGAAUCAAAUAAUUGUACACAAUUAAAGCAUUGAGAUCAACGUAGCCUUCACUCUUCUAAGAUUGGCAGGGCAUGUAAUCAGAAAAUAUUUGCCCCACAUGGAGACUGGAAUUUUGUAUAUCUGAGAUUAGGUAGAGGCAAUGACUUGCAUUGGUUCUUUUUUCUUUUAACUUUUUUUCUCCCUUGUAUUUGCAUACAAAAAUUUAACCGUGUACAUAUAAUUAAAAGGAAAAAAAACCUUUUACAUCCCCA
This is a messenger RNA of Gossypium arboreum, 2706 nucleotides long. RefSeq names its product cysteine-rich receptor-like protein kinase 1. The coding region runs from base 556 to 2457 and encodes 633 amino acids. NCBI's taxonomy places the organism in Eukaryota, Viridiplantae, Streptophyta, Magnoliopsida, Malvales, Malvaceae. Gene Ontology annotation, biological process: protein phosphorylation. The transcript is spliced from 6 exons. The record is from RefSeq and is a predicted model, not a curated record. Gene Ontology annotation, molecular function: protein kinase activity; ATP binding.